AUGAGGGCUGAAGACGAUUAUAAAGGACCAUCGACACAAGAACAUUUGGAAAAUGAAUCAUCUCAAACCGAAGAAGAACUAUAUGCCAAGCUGCAAAGAGAGUAUCGUGAACUGGAUGAAAAAUAUACUAAGUUGAAAGCUCUUCUGGGUAAAGUUAGUACUGUCUUGAAUACUGAAUUGAUUACUGAAUUGAGCACUGCAUUGGAAACUGGUUUGAAAGAUGAUUCGAAAGCUAAAUCGAUACCUUCGUUUUUCGUUUCUUAUCCAUCGGAACUUGAAGACAGCAGUUUGAGCUUAGCGUCGUUCAUUUAUGACUGUUUCAGUGAAAGUGGUAAAAUCUUUGUUGUUCUUAUUCUGGCAGCUUGGCUCUUUCAUUUUUUGUUCUUCGACUAG
This is a messenger RNA of Kuraishia capsulata CBS 1993, 393 nucleotides long. RefSeq lists its product as uncharacterized. The coding region runs from base 1 to 393 and encodes 130 amino acids. Lineage: Eukaryota; Fungi; Ascomycota; Pichiomycetes; Pichiales; Pichiaceae. The record is from RefSeq and is a predicted model, not a curated record. The transcript has a single exon.